Messenger RNA from Xenopus laevis (African clawed frog), 1242 nucleotides. RefSeq names its product sepiapterin reductase L homeolog (gene spr.L). The transcript is spliced from 4 exons. Bases 147 to 800 code for a protein of 217 amino acids. The record is from RefSeq and is a predicted model, not a curated record. Lineage: Eukaryota; Metazoa; Chordata; Amphibia; Anura; Pipidae.
CUAUUGGGUAACAGUGUAACACGUGCAGUGAGGGAGGGCGGGGUCACGUGAUACUGACGUCUCCUGCAUUCUAUUGGCAGCUGAGGGGGCGUGGCUAAACGGGGCAGUUAAUAUGGCAAUAGCUGACAGAUUAGUACAGAACAAGAAUGACGACGGCUGGAGCGGGAGCGUUGGGCUCGGUACUGUGUGUCCUGACUGGGGCCUCCCGGGGCUUCGGCCGGACUCUGGCCCAUGAGCUGUGCCCGCGGGUGCUGCCCGGCUCUACGCUGCUACUCGUGUCCCGCACGGAGGAGGCGCUGAAGCGGCUGGCGGAGGAGUUGGGACACGAGUUCCCCGGGGUGCGGGUGCGCUGGGCAGCGGCGGAUCUGAGUACGACUGAGGGAGUGAGCGCCACCGUGCGGGCAGCCCGGGAACUGCAGGCGGGGACAGCGCACAGGCUUCUCAUUAUCAACAACGCAGGAUCCAUUGGAGACGUCAGUAAGAUGUUUGUGGACUUCUCUGCCCCAGAAGAGGUGACCAAGUACAUGAAGUUCAACGUCUCCUCCCCUCUUUGCCUUACUGCAUCGCUGCUAAAGACUUUCCCUCGCCGGCCGGACCUGCAGCGGCUUGUGGUGAACGUCUCGUCUCUGGCGGCCCUCCAGCCAUAUAAAUCCUGGGUCCUGUACUGCUCAGGGAAGGCUGCGAGGGACAUGAUGUUCCGGGUAUUGGCAGAAGAGGAGGACGACGUGCGGGUUCUCAGCUACGCCCCAGUGAUGAGCGGAGACUGGGUAACAAGGUCCCCUGGACACAGACAUGCAUGAAGUGGCAUGCACCCAGACGGCCGACCCAGAGCUGCGCCGCGCCAUAAUGGACCGCAAGGAAAAGGGCAACAUGGUCGAUAUCCGGGUUUCUGCUAAUAAGAUGUUAGAUCUGCUGGAGGCCGACGCCUACAAGUCUGGCGACCAUAUUGAUUUCUACGAUUAGCGACAAUACGACCUGUUCCAACUGGACUUCUCACUGCCACAUACAGCACUAAAUGCCAUCUCUCUCCUCUGUGUAACACUAUGUGUGUGUGUAACUGUGUGUGUGUUUAUAACACUAUGUGUGUAACACUAGUUAUGGUUGUUUAACUCAUUAUGUCUCUGCUCAGUGUCAGCCAGGGAUAUAAUUAUAAUGAGUUAAUUACAGGCCGGUAUUAACAUAAGGAAACCAGUGAAGGCAGAACAUGAACUUUAAUAAACUGGAGAUUUUAUUUCCUUAUAA